GAGUAUGUAGACCGCCAACUAUGCCGUGAUGCCAUCCUGCCCAUGCCUGUCGUCUGUGAGGUGCCUUGCCCCAAGGACUGUGUCCUCAGUCCCUGGACCUCCUGGUCCCUGUGCUCACACACCUGCUCCGGGAAGAACACUGAGGGAAGACAGAUGAGAGCACGCUCAGUACUGGCCUACAAUGCUGGGGAAGGUGAGACCACAAUCACACAACACACAGCGUCAGACCUGGUCCCAGAUCUGUUUGUGUAGUAGAGCCAACUCCUAUGGUUGUUGUCAUGCCUAACAUAGGAGUUGACCUAUGGGAGUUGGCAAGACCACACUAACGUAUCUGGGACCAGGCCACACAGCAUCAGACCGGGGGUUCAAAUAGUAUCUGUUUUCUUUCAAGUAUGUUGAGCGUUUGAUGGAGUCUGCCAAUAGUGCAUGCCAUAUGGGCAGGGUUUGCACUUUUCUAUUGGUUCUGUUGCACCAGAUGAGAUCGAUCAAAGUAUUUGAAAGAAGAUUUUUUUCCCCCAUUUGAUCCCAGUUCUGCACAGCAUGCAGGAGAGUAUCUGAUAUCUUAUAUGAGGCUGCUGAAGCAAGCAUUUCACCAUACCCUCAGUCUUUGCUUCUCUCUGUCUCUCUUCUAUGUUCCAUGAGCCAAAUUGUCAAUAUUUUAUAAAUUAUUCUGUAUGUUCCUCCUCCACAGCGACUGCUCAGGUUGUAGCCUGGGUUACUGUGAUGCAGGGUAAGGUUCUGUGAUGUGGCAUAGUCACAAGGAAUAACAAGCUUGGAAACUUUAGGAUAGAUGUCUGUACUACUCUCUGGAGCUACAUUUUCAAUGUUUAGGUUCAAAGCGUCUGAGUGUGAAGUGUGAAGUGCUUAGAGCCCUAGUGCUUAGUAUUCUUUAUAGCACCUUUCACAAAUGUAUGAAUGGUAAUACAAAUGCAUAACUUUGCAUUUACCUUCCUUUAAGGUCUAUCGCGGGUGCCCAAGGUUCCUGCACUCUUCGGUACUAUCAUUUCCUAUACUCUUAGAAUGCAGUGUUCCCAUUGAUGUAGUUAUUCAGCUCUGUAGAUGUUAUAAGUAGAUGUAUGUAGUUGAUAUACUGUAUGGCUACCUGGGUACCAAUCUAUUUCCCUCACUGCCUGGUCAGCAUAAUUUCAUGCCUGUACUAUGUAAAACAUUUACAGACUCUCAACAGUGCCGUGCUAGUAAUGAGCAUUCGUUAGUGUUAAGUGCUGCCUAAUACCCUAAGGAGAGGAGACUGAAACCUUAAGGAGAGGAGACUGACACCCUAAGGAGACUGAAAUCCUAAGGAGAGGCAACUGAAACCCUAAGGAGAGGCGACUGAAACCCUAAGGAGAGGUGACUGAAAUCCUAAGGAGAGGCAACUGAAACCCUAAGGAGAGCUGACUGAAAUCCUAAGGAGAGGCAACUGAAACCCUAAGGAGAGCUGACUGAAACCCUAAGGAGAGGAGACUGACACCCUAAGGAGACUGAGAUCCUAAGGAGAGGCAACUGAAACCCUAAGGAGAGGCGACUGAAACCCCAAGGAGUGGAGACUGAAACCCUAAGGAGAGAAGAUUGAAACCCUAAGGAGAGGAGUCUGAAACCCUAAGGAGAGGAGACUGAAACCCUAAGAAGAGGCGACUGAAACCCCAAGGAGUGGAGACUGAAACCCUAAGGAGAGAAGAUUGAAACCCUAAGGAGAGGAGUCUGAAACCCUAAGGAGAGGAGACUGUAACCCUAAGGAGAGGAGACUGAAACCUUAAGGAGAGAAGACUGAAACCCUGAGGAGAGGAGAAGUGUAGAAGGGGGAGUCUUGUCGGUAAUGGAACAAGUGCCUCUGGGUUAGAUUCUUACCGUCCAAGCUGCCAGUCACGCCCUGAGAACCCAUCUCUAUACAACCCACACUGAGCUGUGUCAUCGCCUUGCAGUAGAUCAGCAUGUUGUAGCCCAUUGUAUAGCACUGCUACAGCUCUUGUUGAUAUCCUCCAUUGGACCAUAGCAAGACAGUGUCUGUGGCAUAUUCAAAAUACCCACUCAGGAGAGAGACUUUCUACAUUAUGGAUUUCUCUAAAUGGAUACUGAUAUGCUCUGGCAUGGGGAGGAUAGUCACGCUGUCAUCACUGCAGAAACAGAAUCAGGCUGAAUGCCUCGCUUCAUUUAUUAGCCUUCCUACACCUCAGCAGACAGACACACUGUCCAGGAUAAAUCACAAGCGGUGUGUGCUGCGAGUUUGUGUGUGUGUCUGUGUGUGCGUGUGUCAGACGCCAGGUGUGGGCUGAGUGUAGCAUGAAGUCCUACAGACUCAGCUCUACUAGCUAUCUGCUAUCACACAUGCUGAUUGAGGACCUCCCAAUUCAGGCCCAAAUCAUAACUUGAGAUCUGCGUAAAUGAUGGAUUGGUGUCAAUUUGAGCCUUGUGCCAAAAUUCAAGUGGUGUGAUGAUCUCAAGUUAGGCUCUCAGGGAGUAGAGAGAGCAGUUUACAGUCAUUUGGAGAAAAUAGCAGAAUAGAAAUGACUGGGUAAUUCCAUUUCAGGGAGAAGUGGGUUGAGCCUGUAGAGUAUGCCUAAGUAAUAAUUACAACAGGCUAUGUUAGGACACACUCUCAUAAUGAGACAAAGAAUUAGCUAAGGUAGCCAAACCCACAAGUUACAGUUCAGUAAAUAACAGCGGUAUGGAGAGUUCGCCUUGUUUUACAUGACGUGAAGGUUUCAGGGACGGUGUCUUAGAGAGCUCUGUGACAUAAUAUGGAGGGAAAGGAGGUUCUUCAUUGUUAAGGAUGUAAGAAAAGAUAACUCCCACACAAUAUCACCUCUGCAUGAUUUUUAUGGUCAGAGACCUUCUACAGUCAAGGCAAACCACAUUCAUGUAACUGAGAGGUAUCUCUUGCAUUUGAAUGUGAUGUUUGUGUUUCUGCUUCCUCUUUGGGGUCUUUUUGAUAACUGCUGUAGUGUUUUAUAAAUACAGUAUAUUUGAUUGAUUGACCAUUUGGUUGUUGUGUGUUUGACAGGCGUGGUCCAGUGCCCCAACAGCAUUGCUCUCCAGGAGGUGCGGAGCUGCAACGACCACCCUUGUACUGUGUACCACUGGCAGACAGGGCCCUGGGGACAGUGUAUCGAGGACACCUCGGUCCCCCCUGCCAACUCCACAGGGGCCGGGGUCGGGGUCAGGGGAGGGGACUCCUCCUGCUCUGUGGGGAUGCAGACGCGGAAGGUCAUCUGUGUCCGGGUCAAUGUGGGACAGGUGCCUCCCAAAAAGUAAGAGUCCUUCCUUCAAAAUAAGAGUUCCUUUUUCAAAGUAAGAGUUAUAUCUUCAAAGUAAGAAUUAUAAUAAUACAUGGUAUUUACAUAGCGCUUUUCAAAGACCCAAAGUCUUAGAGUAUGAGUUCUUCCUUCAACGAGAUGACUGAAUACCAAUAUAAGUAGUAUAUGACUAUAAUAUUUGUGUAACGUGAUAGAGGAAAUUAAAUAAAUUAAAUGUGAGUAGAGCGGUUAUACUUAUGCUGAUGUGGUGUAAUAUGUAUUCAGGGUUCCAUAAGCCUUUGCUAAGCAUAAAUCAAAGCACGAAAGCACAGAGCCUUUGACCCAGCAUCUAUCUGUGGAAGAAACAAUAUCCUAUUGUUUCCACUGUCUGUCUGGCUGCGUAGCUGUGAGCUGAUGGGUUCCUUGAUGGGUUUCUGCCUAGGUUCCAGACAGUUGUUCUAAAGCAUCUGGGUUCUCCAUCCCUACCACCCUAAGGGUAUCUUCAGGGGAAAGUGAAUUAUAAUAAUGAAUUAGCUAUUUAUUUAUUCAGCUUUAAUAGUAGCAUUAUCCUGGUAGGAUGAGCUGGAGCUACUAGACAGACUGGGGAUGAGCUAGGUCCCACGCUGGGUAUGGUAAUGAACCCUGGACAGUUUUAUUCCUGAGGUUUAUGAUUCUCCCAUCCAGGGUUUUAUUUUACCCAGCUACCACUACACACUAUCGCACCAUGCUGCUCUGGGACUCACACACAUGAACAUUGAUAGGGUUUAUUUGUGGUGUCAAAUUGCCACAACUGCUAAACUACUAUCACUAAACUAAUGGACCCACUAGGUGUGGGACGAUAUAUUAAUAUAUCAUAAUAUCAAAUAAUGAAAUCAUAUAAUGUCAUGAAUGAACGGUAUGAUAUACUUAUGAGUUCAUUACCAUUUAUCAGGACAUUAAUGAGUUAACAAUGUAGCACUGUUACAGAGGCAAUAUGAUGUUCAAAGCAAUAGAGGGGCUCAAUCUGAAGCCCUAAAACCAGUGAUUCAUAAUAUACUGGGAGAAUCCCUGCAGUAUUCCUUAGACCAAUGACCCGGUAUUGAUAUACUGUGUACCGUAAACAGUUAUAUUAUUUUGACAAGACAAAUAUGCAUUCAUAAACAUAAGCGGUAUACGCACACAUCUCUACACAUUCAUCAACUCAUCAAUCAAGUACAAGGGUGGAGCGAAAAACCCGCAGACACUGCCCUCCGUGGAAUGAGUUUGACACAUCUAGAUGAUGUGAUUUCAGGUGUCCGGAGAGUAUUCGUCCUGAGACGGUCAGGCCCUGCCUCCUGCCAUGUAAAAGAGACUGCAUCGUCACCCCCUACAGCGACUGGAGUGCCUGCCCUGCCACAUGCAAAGCAGGUACCUACUAGCCUUCUCAAUAUUCUCAAGGAUACACAGCUAUUAAAACAAUGUACAGCCUCUCAACUCACUCAAGUACACAUCAUUUGAAAAAAUGCAACUAUGUCAAGAGAUGUACAAUAUGCCAAGCAGGUACAUCCUAUUAUUGUCAAGUAUGCAAUACAGUACAUACAAAUACAGAGCAGUCUGUCCAAGGCAAAAAUGCUCAAGAAAUGGAGCCUAUGCCAUAUGGUUUUGAAAUGAGCAUGUGCUUCAAAGCAUGUGAAGGAAUUAAUUACAACAGGGAAUUCUAAAUAAUAGUGGGUCUGUCGUUAAGUGUUUGCUUCCUGGUUUCGACAGCCCCGACAAACGGACAAAUCUGAUAAACAAAACACUUGCACAAUUAUACAAUUAUUUCUCUUCAAAUAUUGCAGUUCGAGCUGAGAGAAUCAUCAAGUCAAAACUGUAAUUCACUUAGGAGCUGUGACAUCCUAGAACAGCAACCAACAAACACGCAUUGAUGCUUGACAACAUCCUUCUAUAUAAAGAACUAGAACAAAUGCCGCUAAUAAGCAGAAAGUGCCUGGCCAAUUUAAAGCGAUUUGCCCGCACUGCAACAACCUCUUUGUCAGCUAGAAAAUGCUUGUUAGCAUACAUGUUUAUGUGAUUUCCAUUUCCUUGGAGUGAGUGUUAUAUUCAUGAAAUACUUGACAUGACUACUCUCCAGAAACAUCUGCUAAGCAACACUUAGUCUAAAGAACAGUCGUUGGGCACCCAGAUCAUCUGGCUUUACUAGGAGUAUUUGGUAAUGGAUUUGUCAUUCUCCUAUGAGAACCAUCGCAGCUGUCAAGAUAACAGAAUAUCCUACCAUAUUAAUAUAGUAUCUAUCUCCUGUAGCUAGCUACCUCUAUGGAUCAUACAUUGCAACAUGGACAUGGCCACCGCAAAUGGAUUCUGAUGGACUUCUUGUAAGGGCAAUAUAACCUCCACCACCCAAUCAGUGAGGUGGGUGGACACCAGCAGAGAAGGGAAGCCCAUAUCAAUCAAUAUACCAAACUUGAUUUCAUUACCUUCUCUCAGAACUGGUCAGGAAAGUACAUAUCUGCUGGAGAACACCAGACUAGAGAGCUGGGAACCAACUGUGCUCCUUCAUUAUGUCUUCGUGUUCUUCAUGGUCAAGGUUAAUGACACACAGCUGCUAAAAGUAAACAGCAAACAAAACACUCUUGUUUUACAAGGACAUUUUCAAGGACCUGUGAUUUGCAAUUACUCAAGUAGAUAACAGGCAUUCAUCAUGAUAAUUUUCCACUUCUAGAGCUGAUGGAAGUUGCUUGAUUACUGCUGUUAUUGUGCCUGUCUAUUGAUUGGGACAGUGUGUGAAUAAAGUGUUUUUCUAUGGGUUCUUUUAAGGUGGCAACACGAAAAGGAAACAAAACAGGAAACGCAUCAUCAUCCAGCUGCCUGCCAAUGGGGGACAGGAGUGCCCGGAGGUGUUGACUCAGGAAAGAGACUGUGAGGCGCCGUCUGUCUGUUUGGGAUACAGGUAAGGCUCCAUCACCCAUCAAGACCACUCUGCUCGAUAUGUAGUCUCUUUUGACUAAAGUGGUGCCAAGUUAACUAGAACAAGACUUCGACUAUGGCUCUCAAAAUGACUCAGCUGUGUCCUGUUUCUUGUACUGCAGGUGGAAGACACACAAGUGGCGGCGAUGCCAGUUGGUUCCCUGGUCCGUUCGUCAGGACAGUCCUGGAGCUGUGGAGACCUGUGGGCCUGGGCUGCAGGCUAGAGGUGAGCAACAAAAUCCUGCAUGCACUAUCUACUCAAUUUGAUUCUGGGGGCGAAGUGUUCAAAUCUGAACUGACGGAAGUAUAAGAAAAUACUUUUGUCAUGAGAGACCUUUUUUUUUAUAUUCUUUUGACCAUGGAUUAAAUUAAGUAUAUUAUUUUUGCAUCUUGGCCUACUUGGGUUUUUCCUUUUCAUGGUUUUGAACUUUACAGUCAUGAGAGACUACCUAUAAUCUGGUAACUAUUGGAUACAGGUAGAUAUAGACCCUUCUGAGGGUUCAGACUCCAGUCACAUUCAUAUAGUCUGUGAAAUACUUUCAAAUAUUUUAUAUGCACUUGAUUUAACUUGCAUGGUACUAUGCAUGUGACUGUGGAAGUGUGUAGGAUUGUUGAUGUGGUCAAGCACCCUGAUUAGAGCAUGUGAGAAGGGGAGCUGGGCAUCAAAGUAACACCUUGGGCUGCGUCCAUCUUUAAUCUCCUUCUAAAUGUUACGCUGGGACUCAAAGGAGGAUGUGAAGGUUAAAUAACCUCUAUCCAAAUCGUCUAUCCAAACCUCUUCCCUCUAGCCCUACCAGGCGUGAAUUAGUUAAAUUUAGGUUAAAACACAAAAUGUAAGUUCCGGUGGAUUGCUUUGUGUUGAGCUCGACGAGCUUGACAUAGCGUGGCAACAAUGCAUCUAUCUGACUUCGAUUUACAAAAUGGCGGAAGUUAGUGAAUUGAGGGCAAAGAGUUUUUCUUCCACUCCUUGCACCAGACCUCUAAUAGCAUCUUGAAGUAGAAUACCAUUAUCUGAUCAGAUGAUGAGCACCUUUCAACCUCCUUCUUCACUCUCCACAUUAGGCCCCAUUACCUGUAAUGGUAUCUGUGUAAACAUUGACGCAGGGGGAGAGACAAUUCAAGACAGAGCUCUUGCUCCUCCUCACUCAAUGCUAUCUGUUCAGUCUGUUUGGGUGGGAAAGUCAAUAGACAUUACACUACGUUCAGUUUCAUCACUUACAGUUGUUCUCGCCUCUGUGUGUGUUACUAACUGAGAGAACCGGAGACAGUGAAUAUGAAAUGUAACCCUAUUCUCUACAGUGAGGGAAAAAAGUAUUUGAUCCCCUGCUGAUUUUGUAAGUUUGCCCACUGACAAUGACAUGAUCAGUCUAUCAUUUUAAUGGUAGGUUUAUUUGAACAGUGAGAGACAGAAUAACAACAAAAAAAUCCAGAAAAACGCAUGUCAAAAAUGUUAUAAAUUGAUUUGCAUUUUAAUGAGGGAAAUAAGUAUUUGACCCCUCUGCAAAACAUGAUUUAGUACUUGGUGGCAAAACCCUUGUUGGCAAUCACAGAGGUCAGACGUUUCUUGUAGUUGGCCACCAGGUCCCACUCCUCUUUGCAGAUCUUCUCCAAGUUAUUAAGGUUUCGAGGCUGACGUUUGGCAACUCGAACCUUCAGCUCCCUCCACAGAUUUUCUAUGGGAUUAAGGUCUGGAGACUGGCUAGGCCACUCCAGGACCUUAAUGUGCUUCUUCUUGAGCCACUCCUUUGUUGCCUUGGCCGUGUGUUUUGGGUCAUUGUCAUGCUGGAAUACCCAUCCACGACCCAUUUUCAAUGCCCUGGCUGAGGGAAAGGAGGUUCUCACCCAAGAUUUGACGGUACAUGGCGCCGUCCAUCGUCCCUUUGAUGUGGAGAAGUUGUGCUGUCCCCUUCGCAGAAAAACACACCCAAAGUAUAAUGUUUCCACCUCCAUGUUUGACGGUGGGGAUGGUGUUCUUGGGGUCAUAGGCAGCAUUCCUCCUCCUCCAAACACGGCGAGUUGAGUUGAUGGCAAAGUGCUCGAUUUUGGUCUCAUCUGACCACAACACUUUCACCCAGUUCUCCUCUGAAUCAUUCAGAUGUUCAUUGGCAAACUUCAGACGGGCCUGUAUAUGUGGUUUCUUGAGCAGGGGGACCUUGUGGGCGCUGCAGGAUUUCAGUCCUUCACGGCGUAGUGUGUUACCAAUUGUUUUCUUGGUGACUAUGGUCCCAGCUGCCUUGAGAUCAUUGACAAGAUCCGCCGUGUAGUUCUGGGCUGAUUCCUCACCGUUCUCAUGAUCAUUGCAACUCCACGAGGUGAGAUCUUGCGUGGAGCCCCAGGCCGAGGGAGAUUGACAGUUAUUUUGUGUUUCUUCCAUUUGCGAAUAAUCGCACCAACUGUUGUCACCUUCUCACCAAGCUGCUUGGCGAUGGUCUUGUAGCCCAUUCCAGCCUUGUGUAGGUCUACAAUCUUGUGCUUCUGUGGACAGGUGUCUUUUAUACAGGUAACAAGCUGAGAUUAGGAGCACUCCCUUUAAGAGUGUACUCCUUAUCUCAGCUCGUUACCUGUAUAAAAGACACCUGGGAGCCAGAAAUCUUUCUGAUUGAGAGGGGGUCAAAUACUUAUUUCCCUCAUUAAAAUGCAAAUCAAUUUAUAACAUUUUUGACAUGCGUUUUUCUGGAUUUUUUUGUUGUUAUUCUGUCUCUCACUGUUCAAAUAAACAUACCUGUCACGCCCUGGCUCUAGGGACUCUUUUAUGUUGAGCCAGGGUGUGUAGUGUCUAUGUUUUGUGUUUUAUGUUUCAGUUUCUAGUUCAUGUGUUUCUAUGUUGGCCGGGGUGGUUCUCAAUCAGAGGCAACGUGAAUCAGCUGUUGCUUGUUGUCUCUGAUUGGGAACCAUACUUAGGCAGCCGUUUGGGCAGUUGUGUUUGUGGGAUCUUGUUCCGUGUUGGUUUGUGUUUGUUACCAAGGACUUCACGUAUCGUUUUGUUGUUUUUGUUCGUGUGGUGAAUAUAUAAUAAAGUAUGUUCGCAUUCCACGCUGCGCAUUGGUCCAAUCCUUUUGACGAUCGUGACAAUACCAAAAAAAUAUAGACUGAUCAUUUCUUUGUCAGUGGGCAAACGUACAAAAUCAGCAGGGGAUCAAAUACUUUUUUCCUGUAUGUAGUGCACUACUUUUAACUAGAUCACUACAAUUUGGAAUGCAAUGUAGUGAGUCACACCACCUCGCAAUGAGUCAUUUCAGAUCCCACAGUGACAGUACUGUUGGUUAAUCAUCACUUAAAACACUGUCAGGUCUUGAUCGACUGUGAUGGGACUGCCGUGUUUAGCUCCAAAUGCAGCCAAAGGGCAUUAACCAAAUGAGAUUGUGAGUCUCCCCUAGUAAAAAGUGACCAACUUGUGUACCAAAGUGUAUUGCCUCACACCUUACCAACCUCCAACACCCCCUCAUUCCUUUUUCUUUCUUUCUUUCUUUCUUUCUUUCUUUCUUUCUUUCUUUCUUUCUUUCUUUCUUUCUUUCUUUCUUUCUUUCUUUCUUUCUUUCUUUCUUUCUUUCUUUCUUUCUUUCUUUCUUUCUUUCUUUCUUUCUUUCUAUAGCUGUCUCAUGCUGGAAGCAGGACGGGGGUCAAGCGGACAUGGGAGCAUGUCUGAAGUUCGCCAGCUCCAUGCCCUCUCUAACCCAGCCCUGCCAGUUCCCAUGCCAGGACGACUGCCAGCUAACCGCCUGGUCCAAAUUCUCUUCCUGUACACAGGACUGUGUGGGCGUAAAAACCCGCAAGAGGAUGCUAGUGGGUGAGUGGACUGGAGUGGGCCGUACAAGUACAGUAAACUAA
This is a messenger RNA of Coregonus sp. 'balchen', 9986 nucleotides long. The record is from the annotation of a GenBank genome assembly. NCBI's taxonomy places the organism in Eukaryota, Metazoa, Chordata, Actinopteri, Salmoniformes, Salmonidae.